Malaclemys terrapin pileata is the source of this 4704-nucleotide messenger RNA. It is a transcript of the gene MAF, whose product is annotated as MAF bZIP transcription factor. Lineage: Eukaryota; Metazoa; Chordata; Testudines; Emydidae. The record is from RefSeq and is a predicted model, not a curated record. Gene Ontology annotation, biological process: regulation of transcription by RNA polymerase II. Gene Ontology annotation, molecular function: DNA-binding transcription factor activity, RNA polymerase II-specific; RNA polymerase II cis-regulatory region sequence-specific DNA binding. The transcript is spliced from 3 exons. Bases 1925 to 2986 code for a protein of 353 amino acids. Gene Ontology annotation, cellular component: nucleus.
UCUAAAUGUAUUAAAUUAAUUAAACAGAUCAGCAGUCUAAAGGGGCGCUGCUGGGGAUCUGCAUACAAUAGCUGCGUUUAUAGAUAGAGACAGUUCUUUCCUAGCCCCUCCAAUCCAAAUCUCUUCUCCCAAACUUGCCCCCUCUUUAGAAUCUGAGCCUACAACUGGAGUUUAGUUUGAUUUGUUUGCACGAGGUCAAACAGCAAUCGAUUCGCGGGCUGGGGGUCGUUAUCAGCACUAAAGUGGGGACAGGAGCCCUGGUCGGGUGGCAAGCCGCUUUGCUGAACGUGUAACCCCUUGAUGAUGUAGGGUAGUUGGGGGAGGGCUGAAUGUCACGAUCAAGUACAAAGUUAUUCACUUUAACUUGAGCGUGCAAGUGGCCCGAACCCCAGCGAGGCGGGGAUCAGAUUCUACGUUGCGCGUGCACGAGACAGGAGGCAAAGGCCUCGGUGUGGCCGAAGUCUGCAGGAGGGAUCUCUCGGCUUUGCUGAGCUCCUGAGUUAACUCUUCCUAGCCUUUGUGCCGCUCCCCAGGCUCGGCUGUUACUUUAGCAGCCCUGCUGGGGGGACGGGAGCGGAGUUUCAUUUGCUUCCUUCAUCAAUGUGCCCCGAAAGUAAGUUUCUCUACGAUGGACCCAGUGUCUGUCUCUUUAGUCCAACAGCUCAAAAGGUGCCCCCUAGACAGCACAGCCUUAACUUUACACUUACCUUCGCUCCCCAUUUCCAGACUCCCCUCCCAAAACCACCCCCCGCCUUUUAGCAAAAAUCCCUGCGCUUCUUGAUAGACGGUUCCCCCCAGCAAGAGACGGGCCUCCUACCCCUGCCGCCCGAGGAUGGUUUAGGCAGGAUCAGUUGUUUUAUUAAACAAAAAAACAAAAACAUGCACUAUAAGAAACAAGUUACCUAACAAAGCUGUCACAUAUAAAUGCUUAAGCAUGGCAUGCAGCGAAAGAGAAAACUGCCAGAGUUUUAAGGAGGCCACGUUUAUGCUUUCCUAUUAAAAACAGUGCAACAAAAAGAAAGAAAAGGAAACAAAGCACUGAAUUUCCUGAAUUCCCUAAUAUUUUCUCUCUUCACUCAGGUGAUAAACAUUAAGCCCAUGUGAAAACGAGUGCAAGGAUAUGGUGAAGAAAGAGUUAAAAGCACAGACCCAGCUGACAGUCAGCUGAUUGGCCCCUGAUUGACAGCUUCGAAAAGUUUCCUUGUUUCUAUACUAUUAUGCUAAUGAGGGCUGAGAUUGAAGCAACCCAUUGGUCCAGACUUGGAGUCAAUUUCCCAUUUGAAAGCUGACGUCAGGACUGCUAUAAAACUCAGCAAUGCUUUUAAACUCUACUGCUGGAUGAGACCUUUAAAAUGUUUUUCAUCUUCUUGCUGUAGCUUUGGGGUUCCGUUUUUUCUUUCUUUUUUUUUUAAAGAAAAAAUAUUAUUUUGGUUAUCGCGCCGACUUAAUUUCUUCUUCUUUUUUUUUUUUUGGUUUUAAUUUAUCCUUCAGUCUUUUUCCCCUCCUCCUCUUCCCCGAUGAACCUCUUCUCGGUUUGCACUUUGCAUGAAAAAGACCGGAGGAAAGACAUGAUGAAGUGUUAAAAAAUAAUCAUAAAGCCACCUUUGCAGCAACAACAACUAACAAUUCCAGCUGCAGUUUGCCAAGCUGCAACAGAGAGAAACAACCUUUAUGCAAAAGGCGACUAGAACGAGCAACCCGCUCUGAUGCAUCAUCAAUACUAUAGGCUCUGCAAAGGAUAAUAAAGAGAGAGAGAGAGAGAAACAGUCGGUGCAAAUUGGAGCGAAGGUUGCAAGGGGCUGGUGGAGAGAGAGAAGGAAAAUAGAUAUUGCAAAUAAUCAAGCUGGCUCACCCGGUUGCAACUCAGAGCAGUCCCCUCGCUCCUGGUGCGCACCCUUUCUGGAGGACUGUCAGCAGCAAAAGGAUGGCAUCAGAACUGGCAAUGAGCAACUCCGACCUGCCCACCAGUCCCCUGGCCAUGGAAUAUGUUAAUGACUUCGAUCUGAUGAAGUUUGAAGUGAAAAAGGAGCCGGUGGAGACCGAUCGCAUUAUCAGCCAGUGCGGCCGCUUGAUCGCUGGGGGAUCGCUCUCUUCCACCCCGAUGAGCACGCCCUGCAGCUCGGUGCCCCCUUCCCCGAGCUUCUCGGCGCCCAGCCCGGGCUCUGGCACGGACCAGAAGACCCACCUGGAAGAUUAUUACUGGAUGACCGGCUACCCGCAGCAGCUCAACCCAGAGGCGUUGGGAUUCAGCCCCGAAGACGCGGUGGAAGCGCUGAUCAACAGCAGCCACCACCAACUCCAGGGCAGCUUCGAUGGCUAUGCUAGAGGGCAGCAGCUGGCCGCCGCGGCGGCCGGCACUGGCGGCUCCAUGCCCGGGGAAGAGAUGGGCUCUGCCGCCGCCGUGGUCUCCGCAGUGAUCGCGGCGGCCGCGGCUCAGAACGGGGCACCCCACUACCACCACCAUCACCACCCGGCGGGGCACCACCACCACCAGCAGCCGGGCAGCGUGCAGUCCAGCAGCAGUAGCAGCAGCAGCAGCAGCACCGGGGGAGGCGGUGGUGGAGGGGGUCUGCACCACCCGCACCACAGCAGCAGCCUGCAUUUCGACGACCGCUUCUCGGAUGAGCAGCUGGUGACCAUGUCGGUGAGGGAGCUGAACAGGCAGCUCCGAGGGGUGAGCAAGGAAGAGGUGAUCCGGCUGAAACAGAAGAGGAGGACCCUCAAAAACAGAGGCUAUGCCCAGUCCUGUCGCUUCAAGAGGGUCCAGCAAAGGCACGUCCUGGAGUCAGAGAAGAACCAGCUACUGCAGCAAGUAGAGCACCUAAAGCAAGAGAUCUCCAGGCUGGUCCGGGAGAGGGACGCCUACAAGGAAAAAUAUGAGAAGCUGGUCAGCAAUGGCUUCAGAGAAAACGGAUCCAGCAGCGACAACCCUUCCUCUCCAGAGUUUUUCAUGUACCCAAGAGAAUCUUCUACAUCGGUGAUGUGAAAAUGCCUGUUGCCUGAAGUAAAAAAAAAAAGGGCCAUGAGAAGUAUGGACAGGAUUGGAACCCCCAUCUAUCUAUAUACUCCAGUUUGAAUACUAAGGGCCAUUUGCUCUGCACACAGCACUCCCACAUGUUUCUGGGCUUAAUGGGAAGUCUGUGUUCAUAUCGCUUGGCCUCAGAUUAUAUUGUAAUAAGGCAAGAACACAACAUUGAAUAUAUUAACCACUCAUCUUCCAUAGAAACAGCCACAUCCCAUCAACUAUCUCGUUCUUCUGUUCAAACAACAGGAGAUCCUCUCUACAUUCACCAUUCCACUCAUUCCAUCAUACCUUUUGGCUCUGUUUUUACACGUUGGCUGUAUGCUGAAAAUUUAACAGGACCAUAAUGUCAGCGGUACCAGAUCAAAGGCGAGCAACAUAAAAGUUGAAAUAUAUUAUUUAUCUCGUAGUUUGCAUCCAGGAUGCUCUUCCCCUUUUUGUUAUUGCUUAUGUUUUGCCCAUGAUGUUGAGUGAGCUCCCUCUUCGAAAGCCUUUGUCCCCUACAGACAAAUAUUCAUAUUCAUGCAAUCCAUCAGCAUUUAUCAAGCUCUAAAGCUCAGGCCUGUAUUACAUGCACAUCCCAAACUUACAUUGUUUUCAAAAGAAGGCUUGAGUGCUCGAGAAAUGCAGGAUCAGACCCUGCAGUGGUCAUUUUAGAUUUGGAGACUUUUUGGCCGAAGCACAAGAAAUGCACUCAGUAGCCGAAAGAAGCAGUUCAGUUCAUUUGUUCAGUGGGAGAUUUUGUCAUGCUCACCCAGUACUGUGAGUUUCUGUAGAAGCAGGGGGAAAUGUUGGUCUUUGCAGGGGACCAGAAGCUAAAAGGAGAAUUUAUUUGGGACUAUUCCCCUGAUCUGGCUCACGUAUCCUACCCCACAUUUGUUACCCUCUUGGCUUCAUUUGGCGUUCUGCCUGAGUAACAAAUACAGGAUCAGGCCAGCAAUGUUGUUUAAUCGUCAUAAAAACCUUUCCCCUCAAGAUUCAGUAUAAAACUCUGAAAGUUUGCUUUUUUGUCUACAGAUGUUGCCGGUUUUACUUCCUGAGUUACAGGUUGAGAUAAAGUAGACAGUCUGAUUUUGGGGAUCCCCCAAACCUUUUUCUUUAUGCAACAGAAAAAAGAAAAAAAAAAAAAGACCUUGGAUUGUUUUGGGGAUUUUUUGUUUUUUAGCCUGCUGACAAUUGUCAAACGUACAUUCUAGCAAAGGACUGAGGGAACAGCCUCACUGUACAACCAACAGGAAUAAUUUGCAGUCCUCUUUAGAGUGCAGCUAUUCGGAAGAUGUGUCACUUUACUAUUUCUUUAAAAUUUAAUUGGGAUCAGGCGAUGGACGUGUCUCCAAAUUUUUUGGCUGUUCAGGCUGAAGUAAAGCAAUUUAUAAUUUAUAAUCAACGUUUGGUAUCGUGAAACUAAACUGUAAAACCGACUUCAGGGUUCCAGUCAUAAAAUAAAUAUAUGAUAAAUAUUGCAAUGAGGCUUGUGUAGCACAGCUAACAACAGUACAGUAUAUUUUGUUAUAUAUAUUUUGUUCCAAAGGUAAGAAAGAUCUAAAUAAUAGAUUACUGGGAGGUUCUUUUUUUCUUUUUCUUUUUGGUACAAUCAAAUGCUAAGGUGGAUUUAUAGCUUGAGUUAUUAUUUUAAAUAUAAAAUGAAGUAUUAAUUUAUUAAACUCGUUUAUAUAACCACA